AGAUUUUUUUUUUACUUAUCAAUCCUUUUUUCUUUUUCUUUUUUUUUCAGUUGAAAGAAGAAGAAGAAAAUACAGUGAAACUGCAUUCCACGAGUUUAUCUUCGCAACAACGAAGUCAUAUUUGCUGCCACAAAUUGCCUUUUAUUUCUCUGUCAUCCUAUCUUCGAUUCCUCCCCAAAUCUCUAAACUCCGUCGCGGGGAUUUGUUUUCGGUUCAAUUCCCCUCAAAAUCUUGCCACUUUUCAAACCCCUGAUUGGCUUUUCCAUCUGGGUUUUCAUUCCCGAUCGAUCCGUGGGUUUGAGAUUCGGAGAAUUAACAUUCAUCUCCGGUUUCAAUAAAGUUGAUGCAUUUAAAAUCUUAGUGGGUAGGUUUAGGGUUAUUGUGAUUUGGGGAAAAAAUGGAGUCGAGUCGAAGAGCGGUGGAAUCGUACUGGCGGUCGCGGUUGAUCGAUUCAGCUACGUCCGAUGAAGAUAAAGUCACACCCGUUUACAAAUUGGAGGAAAUCUGCGAACUUUUGCGUUCUUCGCAUGUUAGUAUUGUGAAGGAGGUUUCAGAGUUUGUCUUAAAACGUUUGGAAAAUAAAAGCCCAAUUGUUAAACAGAAGGCUUUAAGAUUGAUAAAGUAUGCAGUUGGGAAGUCUGGUGUGGAGUUCAGAAGGGAAAUGCAGAGACAUUCAGUGGCAGUUCGUCAGUUGUUUCAUUACAAGGGACAGUUGGAUCCUUUGAAAGGUGAUGCACUAAAUAAGGCUGUGAGAGACACUGCUCAUGAGGCUAUCUCAGCCAUAUUUUCAGAAGACAAUAAUAAUAAUAAUAAGCCAGCGCCUGCUGAAGAUCUAAACCGGCGGAUACAAGGGUUUGGGAAUACAAACUAUGAACCGCCGCCAGAAGAUAAGAAAUCUUUUAUCAGUGAGGUUGUUGGUAUUGGAAGCGCAUCAAUUAAGCAAGGACUUAAUAGCUUAACGCAGGGACAUUCGCUAAUGAAGAAUGAUCCUGGAAGCUACAAGAGUCCAAAUCUUCGAAGGUCGUUGACCAAUGAAACAGAACAUGGUGACAGAUAUGAACUGGUUGCAUAUCGUAAUGAAACUCAGGGUAGUUUUGGAGCAUCAAAGAGUCAAUCUACUGGUCCUUGGAAUCAGGAUUCAAGAGUAACUAAGGUGGAAACAUCAAAUGGGGAAUCUAGUGCAAGUUAUGUAGAGAGUAAGACAAGUGAGGAUAAGUUGCUGGAGACAAUUGUAACUUCAGGAGGUGUUCGACUGCAACCCACUCGAGAUGCCAUUCAAGUUUUCCUAACAGAGGCUGCAAAGUUGGAUGCACUGGCUCUAUCUCACGCCCUUGAGCUGAAGCUUCAAUCUCCAAUUUGGCAGGUUCGCAUGAAAGCUGUUUGUGUCCUUGAGGCCAUCCUUAGAAAGAAGGACGAUGAUCACUUUUCACCAGUGGAAUCCUACUUCACGGAAAAUAAAGACGUGGUGCUGAGAUGUUCUGAAUCUCCCCAAGCCUCUUUAAGGGAAAGGGCUAUGAAGGUUCUUGGCCUUUUAGGUGGAGGCCAGCCAAACAGCUCUACAGUUAAUUCAGAGAAGACUGUGAAAACAGAGAAUGCUACUGUUGCUGAGUUGCCUGACUUGAUAGACACUGGUGAUUCAAAUGAUUACCAUGGAACUGAUGACACUCUAAAGGGUACAAGUGAUCAAAAUAUAGCAAAUUUGACAUCAUCAACUCCUCUGGUUGAUGAUUUAUUUGGAGAUUUUAGUGCUUCUAUUGGAGCUAGUCAAGAACUAAAAAAUGAUGAUCCAUUUGCUGAUGUAUCAUUUCACACAAAUGAGAACAAAGAACAUGCAGAUGAUCUCUUUUCUGGAAUGACUGUUGGUAGCAAUAAGCAGGGCGAUCAUGAGAGUCACAGGCAGGGGAAUAUAACUGAACCUCAACUUUUUGACAUUUUUGCUUCCAAUUCUGAACAAGGAAACCAUAAGGAGCCUGUUAGUGAUUUAAUGGCCGGUCUGUCAAUGGAUGAAAAUACCUCAAGUACGAAGCAGAAGGGAACGUCUCCUUUCAUGCAAUCUGAAUCUUUAUUUUCAGGUUUGAAUAACCAUAUCCCUGACAAUACUUCAGGUGGCAUGUUGAGCUCUCAGCCAAUGGGGUUUAAUGUAAAUCCUAUGUUUCCCACUGGUCCUAUGCCUUAUAAUAUACAGCCUGGUUUCAUGUUGAACCAACCUUAUUCUUCCCAGCCUCUCAAUUACGGUGCCAUGGGAACUCUUUUGGCUCAACAGCAAUUCUUGGCAACAAUGGCUAAUUUCCAACACCUUAGUAAUGUCAACAUGCAAGAUGAUGGUGUUGCUCAAAUGGCCGGACCUAAUGGAAGAUCACCUUUGCCAGACAUAUUUCAACCAAAUUUUCAAACUCAAACUCCUAGCUCAAUGAUCAACACUUCAAGGAAAGAAGAAACUAAAGCAUUUGACUUUAUCUCGGACCAUAUGUCAUCUGCUCGUGAUUCAAGGAGAAUGAUUUAAAUUUUCUAUCUUGUGCUGUUGUGGAGGAUAUUUACGGUGUGGAAUUGAUGGAUUGACAUUAAUAGAUCAAACGGUUUAUAGUUUCCUUACCUGUGCAAAAAGUUGAUUUCUCUUGCCGUGAUGGAGCAUUAUAAAUGACAUUCUACAUGUCCAUGUUGACAACAAAAUAAUAAAAUGAGAAUACGUUUUGGACAUGAAGAAGAGAUUCAAAUUGGUUGCGCUUUUAAUUAGAUUUUAGCAUGAGAAUGUUGUGUAGCACUGUAAUGUUAUAUUUCCAUGAGUAUGUUGUGUAUGUAGUUAAUGGUUGAGAUUUUGCAACUGUAAUUCAGGCGUCAAGUAAAAUACAACUCUCAGAUUUUGCAAAUGUCCAUUCAUAUUUUUUGUUA
This is a messenger RNA of Glycine soja, 2889 nucleotides long. Its product is annotated as protein MODIFIED TRANSPORT TO THE VACUOLE 1-like. The transcript is spliced from 5 exons. Gene Ontology annotation, molecular function: ubiquitin binding; phosphatidylinositol binding. Gene Ontology annotation, cellular component: trans-Golgi network membrane. The coding region runs from base 398 to 2503 and encodes 701 amino acids. The record is from RefSeq and is a predicted model, not a curated record. Lineage: Eukaryota; Viridiplantae; Streptophyta; Magnoliopsida; Fabales; Fabaceae.